AACCUCCGAGCUGUCACGACGAGCGUCCGUCUGUCUCGGUACCUCAGCUUACUGUCAUGCCAUCCAGCUCCAUACUUAACUUAUGGAAAUUCAUCAAUAAUUAAAUUGCUGUUUUGGGACUUUGUCAGAGUUGAACGGAGGCGAGAUGUCUCUUUAAAUUGCUCGGCUCUUGGUGGUCGUGCGGGCUGAAGAGAAGAUUAUCGUUUCCUGGCUGAGAAUUUGACAGUUAGUUGUACCGCCCGGCUGUUGGCGUGGUGUUUUUGUUCAACUGCGACAGACCUCACAACAUAAAGAGUCAUGUCCCGUAGGAGUUCUCGCCUGGUGUCCGGUGGCUACUACAACUCAGAUGAAGAAUCUGACUCGAGUAGCGUGACAAACAUAUCCUACCGUGAAAACCCUGUCAAGGUUUUCAAGAAAAAGGCAGGGACCCGUAAGGCUGGCUCCCGUACCUCCAGCAGAGCCGACAGCAAUGCUAGUUCACCCAGCCCCGAGACGCCCGUCACUGAAGGCAUAUCUGAUGGCCUGAUUCCUCCCUCGAGCACCCAGACUCAGCCGAUCAUGAGGACCGUACCCUAUGUCUCCACCACAGCCACCCCUCGGCCCGCCCUGACCCCAUCAUCGAGCCGGAGUCAGACGCCCACAUGCUGCCCCUUAGCGCCUCCGGAGAAGAGCUCUUUCACUGGGCUCUACAGCUCCAGCAGGCCAGGAUUACACCUGAGGCCCAACCACAAGGAGCUGACUCAGAGUGGAGUGGACAGCUCCGGGUACUCGUCCUCUGAGGGGACUUACAAGAAGCCCACAGUUGCCACCAGCGCUAACAGCAGAAUGAGCAGUAACAAUGGGGCUCCCAGUCCUGGAUACAGAAGCAGAAUCAGCAGUGCCUUCUUUAGUUUGAAGGACUCUGCCUCAUCGACGGCUGUGGCAGCAGAGUCAAAAAUAAUGACAGCUUUAGCUAAUACGUCAUUCAGCAGUCGCAUGAAGAAAGCUUGUGGUCUGUUUCUCCUCCUCCUCCUCCUACUUCUAUGUAUUUGGUUCCUCCUUCCCUUGUUGACCUCUUUCAUCUCCCGCAUGAGUGUCACAAAGACCCCGCCACAGACAAAACCCAAGACUCGACCUGUUGUCCCUGCCCCCCCCCCUCCUCAACCCAACAUCGUGCAUCAUGCACCUGUGGUGGAUCCUGCUGUUGUUUCUGCUGCUGUAGAAGCGAAGAUGCAGCAUGUUUUGACGGAGCUGCAGCUGAAGCAAGACCAGCUUCUCUCCCAGGUGCAGGAGCGAGUAAAGCAGGACAUGCACGGUGUGAAAGCGAGGCUAGACGUCAUGGACUCGGACAGUCGGCUGCGCCUGGAGCAGGAGGUUGCCGGACUGGGCCGACAGAUGGCGGAAUAUCAGACUGACAGCCGCUCUUCUGCUGCCAGCCUCGGCCUCAGGAUCCAAGCUUUGGAGGCCCAAAAUGCUAAGCUGGCCCAGGAACUGUCAUCUAUCCAGCUGGUGCCUCCUCCAGCCCCCUGUCCUGACCCCAGCACUGCCCCUGUCCAGAACCAUCUAACCCCAGAGCUGCAACAGGCUAUGGAGAAAUGGCUCACUGACCGCAUCAAGGAGCAGGAUGCACUCAGGCUCGGUGACAAAGGCAGCAUCACAGACUUUGGACGUCCCGUGGCUGACAAAAUGGCCGACUUCGCCUUGGAGACUCAAGGUGCCAGUGUGAUCAGCACCAGGUGUUCGGAGACGUAUCGUAUUCGUUCAGCGUGUGUGACCCUGUUCGGUUUCCCCCUGUGGUAUCCGUCUGAAAGCCCACGCACUGUUAUCCAGGGUUACCCAGUGAUGCUCCCAGGGAAAUGUUGGGCGUUCCACGGCGUCCAGGGAACUCUUGUCAUCUCUCUCUCUCACCCCAUAAGAAUAACUCAUGUGACGCUGGACCACCUGCCACGCUACAACUCCCCCACCGGCCGUAUCGACUCCGCGCCCAAAGACUUUGAAGUCUACGGAAUGAAAAACGACACGGAAGAAGGAACGCUGCUGGGGUCAUUCACCUACGAUGAGGACGGAGAGCCGACGCAGACCUUUAAGCUGCCUGACCCCAGUGACCAGGUUUAUAGAGUUGUGGAGCUGCGUGUCCUCAGUAACUGGGGUCAUGUCAAAUACACGUGUCUUUACCGCUUCCGUGUGCACGGAAAGAUCGCUGCCACAUGAGACCCACUGAGCGCGACGCGACGUCUCAUUCCAUCACAUCCGAAAGUUCAUGUGUAAUGUUUGGCCCUGACUCCUGUGUGUCAGCUGGUUUUGCUGUGUUUUGGACUGCUUAAUGUUAAAGUGACAGAAAUCAUCGGAGUAUUUUUAUGCACAAGUUGAAGUGCACACUUGGCUUUGAAUAAGUGUACAGAAUGAAGUGUUUCAAAAAACCAAAAAUCUACCUAGUAAAAUCAUUUGGGAGCAGAGAGUUCUGGAAACUUUAUGCUUUCAGUCUUAUGAGCGUGCCACAAAAUAAUUUUGAAACUUUUUGUUGUUUUAAUUAUUAUUGCUAUUUAUAAGGUAUUUCCUGCUUCACAUCUGUACAGCGCACAGUCCCACCGGGUAAAACACAUUUCUUCACAUUUUGCCAAUGAGAAGCUGCAGAGUGUUAAACACAGUCGUCAGUGGUAUCCAAACAAAUGAAAGAGCGAAGGAAUUUCUCUUUCACUUUCCUGACCAGAUCUGCACACAUGGUCCUGGGAUUUGAACCAACAGCAACUGGUUGUAAUCACGCAUGUCAAGGCUUCCUGUCACAGCACACAAGUGAAGUUAAAAAAGCUUCUGUCUAAAUUUCUCUGUCCAUUUUUCGACACAAAGAAUUUCAAUUAGAGCUGUAAUUAACAAUUAUUUUCAUUAUCGACUAAUCUACCAGUUAUAUUCUAAAUUAAUAGAUGAACCAUUUUGUCUAUAGAAUUUCAAAAAAAUAGUUAAAAUGCCCAUAAAAUAUCCCAGAGCCCUAGCUGGCGUCCUCAGGUGUUAUUUUUGUCCGACCAUCAGUCUAAAAUACAAAGAUAUUCAGUUUAUUCUCAUGACAACAAAGAAAAGUAUUAAAUCUUGACAUUUGAGAAGCAGAAACCGUCAAAUUUUUUGCUUAAAAAAAAUGAUUAUUUGAUUAUCUGAAUAGUUGCCUAUGAAUUUCCUGUUGAUGAACUAAUCAACUAAUCGUUGCAGCUCUAACCUCAAUAUUUAAUAUUUUUUACAAUUUUAAGAUCUGGUUAAUAAAGUUCCCAGUCGGUUGCCUGUUACCUGAACUGGCUGAAACAGCGUCAUCUUUCAUCUUUCUUCUGAUUUAUAGAUGUUGCUGAUUAUUUAUACAGGAGGCAGCAGUGAAUGUUUUUAAUCAGUUUUGUUUCUUAUUGGCAAGUUAAAUGUAAUGAUCCUACAGAAAGGAAAAUAUGCAGCUUGGUAAAAUUUCAUUUGUUUUCUCUUUUAGCCAGUUUGGACUCAUCAGUUUUGAUUUUAUUACUAGUACUUGAAUACUUGAAAACCUCUUCGAAAGGCGUCAUGUUGAUUCCAUGAUGUCUGUCUUUCUGCUUUCUUGUACAUAAUACUUUUGCAUUUUGUAUGAGCUUCUCAACCAGGAAAGAAAAAGUGUUAUUUAUUUGUAAAAUGAGAAUAUGAAUUUUUUAAUUCAUGUGUUAUGUCUGUUUUGUAGGAUCGGCUUGUCAAGACUGUUUAAUUACUUUCCAACAUGCUAGACACGUGUACAAUCAUCAGUCUACCAUUUAAAAUAUCUGCUCACGUAAUGACACAACUGCACAUGAGAGUGUGUACGUCAUUGUCAUUCAGUCAUUACUCAUGUAUUCUUUGUUGUUGUUUGGUGGAGAAAAUAUUAGACAGUUCUUCUUAUGAAGUGCACUAGAGGUGAAUCCAGGUAAAAUCCAUCAUUUCUCACUCAUUUCUUAAAAGGAGGUGUAGAAAAGAGAGAUGGAUGAUAGAGGACGAGUCCAAAUAAUUGUCAUUUGGAUCAUUACAUGGGGAAUUACAACCCAGUAUCAGGAAUUAUAUAUUAGUUACAGUAUUUUAUAUAGGAUAUACACUCAGUUGGCAUUUACACCUAGCUGAAACUGGUGUGGUCUAACCCAACAGCCCUGCAAUAGAUCCUCCUUCAUGAAGUUUAUAAUGUUCAGUUUUGUUUCAGAGCUGUUGAUUCAACCGUGUGAUCAUUUCAGAGGUUGUUAAACAGUAGUGCAUUGUACAGAGAGGCGUUGAGCUGUUCUGUUAUUUAGCCUGCCCUCAUUGAUAUAGAAUUUGUUGAUAAAAUGAAAACCUGGUAUUUUAACCCAAUACAAUUACACUGCAUCAGAGACUACAUCCUCCAAAAUGAACAAUCAGCCUCUGAAACAAAACUGAACAUUCUGACCUUCAUGAAGGAGGAUUUAUUGCAGGACUGUUGUAUUAGACUGCAUCAGUUUCAGCUAGGUGUGCCAAGUAAACUUCCAACUGAGUGUACAUUGGUGGUAUUUUUAACUUUUCUUUGAAGAGUGGACAAAAACAUUUUGAUAUGAUUUGUGCUGGUAACAUGAAUUAAUCAUUGUAGUGCAUUGUGUUUUGUAUUUAAAUUGGUGAUUGUAUUUCAUACAAGGAUUUCUGUACAGUUUUAUUGUUUUUAUUUACAAUUACUGCUUGAAUAUCUUGAUUAUGUAUGACCAUGAAUCAUGAUUUGCUUAAAAAUCUGUAGGACUUCCUCCUGGUUGAAGCACUUUUACUUAAUACAUUAAAUUUAAUAUUAAUUGGCUGUUGAGAUGCAUAUCAUUUCAAAUGUGCAUUAUUAUACACAAUACAAUAUAUAAUGUGAUUUAAACAUUUUUUUAAAGAUUUUUCUUUCAAUUAUAUUAGCUAAAAAAAAAUGUAUCAUCAUAUUUUAAAGCUGUUGAACAGCCUGUGCAGCAUCUUUGUGUACAUGUGCUCUUUCCUAACACACAAUGCAAACAAUGUAAUUCUUGUGUGUAAAGCCAUAUGAACAAUGUGGAGAAAAAUGCUAAUGUUAAUCGGAGUCAUUUAGAUCAGUCUUCUCCACACAGUUCUAAUGAUAUAUGGGUAAUUGUUCUCAAUUUAAAAAAAAAAAAACCCAAGUGACAAGUGAUAUUUUUAAGAAGUUUAUUGCUAGUACUGACAAUUGUUUUUUCCUUUAAUUAAACUGUCAUUUGUCAGAUACCUCCUGAGUAUUUGACAAUCAAUGCCUAUUUGCAAGCCAAACUUUGAUGUUUAUCUGAUUUAUUAAAUAAAACAUUGUUAAAUA
Molecule: messenger RNA, 5251 nt
Organism: Seriola aureovittata
Lineage: Eukaryota; Metazoa; Chordata; Actinopteri; Carangiformes; Carangidae
Product: SUN domain-containing protein 1-like
Exons: 16
Coding region: 298-2190 (630 amino acids)
Biological process (GO): nuclear envelope organization
Cellular component (GO): nuclear envelope; meiotic nuclear membrane microtubule tethering complex
Molecular function (GO): protein-membrane adaptor activity
Source: RefSeq, a predicted model, not a curated record